UAACGGGAAAUGUAUCUUUUGUUCCUACGUCACAAGCCUAUUCCUUUGUUGACGUCUCGCCGAGAAACCUGUCAAAGUGAUCAACGUGCAACAAACAGUGUUUACCAUAGGAAAAGUGUUACUAUUGGGAGAAAUUUACCUAAAUCCUGUUGUAAAAGCGGCGCAAUAUGCCUCUUAUUGUCAUCACCGGUUUACCGCGCAGUGGGAAAACAACCCGUGCAAAAGAGUUGGACAAAUAUUUUACCGAAAACGGUAAAGGGCCCGUCCACAUUGUGUCUGAGGCGGACUGUAUUGUACGGUCCGGGUACGGUGUAAAGGAAAGCUUUAUCGAUACGACCAAGGAAAAACAAAUCCGAGCCAGCCUGAAGUCGGAAGCUAUGAAACUACUAACCAAAUCAUCGCUGGUCAUUAUGGAUGGCACAAAUUAUAUUAAAGGAUAUCGGUACGAAGUUUUCUGCAUGAGCAAAAACGCUCGUACGACGCAAUGUACGGUACAUUGUGCCAUGACUGUUGAGCAGCGGGAGGCCCGAAGAAAUGAAAUUGUUCAGAAUUCUGCUACCGGUGGGAGUGAUCUAGAUGCCGACACGUUCGAUGCUCUUUGUCAACGGUACGAGGAACCGCAAGACAGCAGCCGUUGGGAUCGUCCCCUGUUCACGGUGUAUGGCGAGGAAGAGCUCAACCUUUCCCAGAUCAACAGCGCUUUAUACGACCAGGCACCGUUGCCACCGAAUUUAGCUACACAAAAUAUGCCACUAAGUGCAACGAACUUUCUGUUCGAACUGGAUAAAACGACGCAGACAAUCAUCGAUCAGAUUGCUUCCGCUAGGAAAAUCGGCCUCGACGGACCGGUAGAAAUUCCUCAGGCAGGAAUGCGUGCGGAAGUGCCAGCGAAUAUGAGCGUAGCGCAAUUAAAUCGACAUCGGAGACAGUUUUUGAAUUACGUUAAAUUGCAUACGAACGUUAGCUCAGACAUUAGCAAAAUACCAGCAAUUUUUGUACAAUUUCUCAAUACCAAUACAAAUGGCGCUUAA
This is a messenger RNA of Anopheles marshallii, 1031 nucleotides long. RefSeq names its product protein KTI12 homolog. The transcript is spliced from 2 exons. Lineage: Eukaryota; Metazoa; Arthropoda; Insecta; Diptera; Culicidae. The record is from RefSeq and is a predicted model, not a curated record. The coding region runs from base 168 to 1031 and encodes 287 amino acids.